GUACAGCCCUGCCAGCCUGCAUCCCUCUGACAUUCCCUUACUCGAGGUGCUGUACAUUCUUUCCAUUGUCGUUCUUCUCGCUGCGAGGUAGCGGCCGACCUCGUGCAGCUGACCCAUCAUAGCAGCAGCAGGAAGUCUCACCUCCCUCAAGGAUGGCCAGCAUGACCUCGCCUUCGUCCUCCUCAGGCGGAGACUUCUCCUCCAUCCUCUCCUCGUACCGUACCCUUUCCCUUGGCACUCUUCAAUCCCAUCUCUCAUCCCUCGUUGAGCCCCUCACCUCACUCCAGACGUCCUCCCUCGCAUCUCGCAAAAAGCUAGCAGAUCAGACGCGCGAGUUCAAGAAGUUGCCAGAGGAGAAGAAGGUGGAAGGAUUCAAGCCGCUGUUGAAGAGUUAUCAGGUCGAGAUUGAUGAGCUUACCAAGAGGGCAAAGGAUGCUGAAGGUGGUCUGAGGAGAGUUGAAGAGAGACUGAGGGAUGUAGUGGAUCCUGUAGUGGUACUGGAGAAGGUGCUGGACACGACUGCUUCUCUCUCUGAGCUAGACUCUCUCAAGGCCACAGUCGCCUCACUCACUUCAGAGAAUGCAACUUUGAAGACCAAAGUCUCCUCGCAGUCUGCUCUACAGACAGACCGAGACCAGCUCUCCUCGAGAUUAGCCGAUAUCGAGUCGUCCUUUGCUUCUCGUCUUCAAGAAGCUCAAGAGGCGACCGAGCAAGAGGUCACUGCUCGUUUCGAUGAGCGUCUGAGCAAUGCUACAGUCCGCGCCGAGGAGAUGGAGCGAAGCUUGAGUGUUGCGCAAGAGUCGCUCAGGCAGCUUCGGAGUAGCCAUCAGAGAGAUACGGAGAGGUUGCUGCUGUCUUCCACUGCUGGGACAUCGUCCUCCAGCGAAACACAUCGGGACGAUGCUGAUGUUGGGAGGUCUCACGAGUACGAGAUGAUCAGUGGAGAUCUACAAAGGGCCAACGAGCGGGUCGCCUCACUGGGUAGAAGAAAUGAACAAUUGCGAGAGGAGGUUGAACGGGUUAAGAGCGGCAGUGCAGAGGCCGGCAAGGCCGCUCAGCUCGAAACGACCAUUGCCGAGCUCGAGCAAGACAAGACCAGGAUCUCGGAAAUGCUCAAGGUCGAGCAAGACAAGACUGCAAGCGAGCGCGAAUCUCUGCAGAAGAGGAUAGCAGCGCUGGAGAAGGCUCUGAGCGAGAAGGAGAGGGAGCUGAAAGAGGUGAGGGGUAAGCUUGAGAGGCAGGCUGACUACGAGGAAGUCAAGCGAGAGCUCUCCAUCAUCAGGAUCGUCGAAUUCGGUGGCGAGCUGGACGAUGAUGACUCGGAUGAAGCUGCCGUUGCCAACACCAAUGCUAAGCCCCUCGAAGCACUCUUGCUAGAGAAGAACAAGAGGCUCCAGGAUGAGCUCACCACGCUACGAGUCGAGCACUCUGAGCUGACAGAGAAGUCGCAAGGAUCGGGCAAGGAGCUCGGUGAUCUCAGGUCCGAAGUCGGCAGACUGAAGAGGCUCAAUGAGAGGCUCGAGGAGGACUUGUUGGAGGUUGGGUCGGGAGGAGGAGGAGGUCGUAAUGGUACCAAAGGUUCGGCAGCAAUGAGUGCCGAAGAAGCCUUGGAUGAGAUGGGCAGAAUAGAGGCGGCUUCUCUCACAUUAUCACGCAAGCCUGGUCAAGCCUCCGCCGCAGACGCAGCGACCAAAACGACAGGUGUUCCAGCGUCAUCCAGCAGCACAAAAGCAAGCGCUUCCGCCACCUCGCCAAUUCCUGUCUCUCCAACACCCAACAGCAAUGCCUCCAACACGUCAAUACAGCAACAGCAGCCCGACGUCUCUCUCCUCCCCAUCAUCCUCUCCCAACGAGACCGAUUCCGCUCGCGCAACGCCGAGCUCGAAGAGGAGCUCCGUCGACACUUUGAGUCGAUCACCUCGCUGCGCAAUGAAGUCAAGAGCCUUCAGGCGGAUAAUCUGGGCUUGUAUGAGAAAGUGAGAUAUCUACAGAGUUGGAGUGGAGGAGCCACAGGAGCUGCAGGUGGGAGUGGGAGAGCAGCAAUUGCUGCUGCGAGGGAGGCGUACCCGCCUGUUGCGGGCAGUGGUAAUGGUGGCGCAUCUAGCAGUGCGACGGGAGAGCGGCGGCACACGAAAGUCCCUAUGAAUAUUGCGAGCGGUAGUGGUGGGGAGGAUCGAUGGAGGAGCAAGUACGAAGAGAGUAUGAACCCCUUCGAGGCAUUCAGAGGGAGGGAACAAACAAGAGCAAUGUCCUCUCUGAAUCCACUGGAGCGUCUCUUGCACAUGCUCACGCGGUUGAUCCUCGCAGAUCGUCGAAUGCGCAUCUUCUUCAUGCUCUACGCCGUCGGAAUGCACCUCUUCAUAUUUGGAGUCAUUGUAGACUACACCUUCUAUGGUGGAAUAGGCUCCGAUGUUGGGGGGACGGACUGCGCUGUUCCUGCGCCCGUAGAUCCCGCAAGAAGAUGAGGAGGGAAAGGAGAUGAUGAUAGCGGAGGUUGCGAAGGUUCGCGGUCGUAUCACUGUACGACGACAUCACUUCUCGCUCUUCACUUUUUCACCCUCGCUCUGUACAACCCAAUUCAUCGUGUGCAUUUGCUCUUUAUUCAUUUGCGUGGGUAAGGUUUGAAUUCCAGCACUCUUCAAUGGAUACUUCCCCCACCUCCUCCUCCU
Messenger RNA from Microstroma glucosiphilum, 2669 nucleotides. RefSeq lists its product as hypothetical. Gene Ontology annotation, cellular component: Golgi membrane. The coding region runs from base 162 to 2465 and encodes 767 amino acids. The record is from RefSeq and is a predicted model, not a curated record. Gene Ontology annotation, biological process: intra-Golgi vesicle-mediated transport. The transcript is spliced from 5 exons. Lineage: Eukaryota; Fungi; Basidiomycota; Exobasidiomycetes; Microstromatales; Microstromataceae.